Aspergillus welwitschiae is the source of this 843-nucleotide messenger RNA. RefSeq lists its product as uncharacterized. The record is from RefSeq and is a predicted model, not a curated record. Lineage: Eukaryota; Fungi; Ascomycota; Eurotiomycetes; Eurotiales; Aspergillaceae. The transcript has 3 exons. The coding region runs from base 1 to 843 and encodes 280 amino acids.
AUGCCGUCUAGCACUACCAGAAACCGCAUCGUUCUUGAAGGGCUGUUCAAGACCAUAAUGGAAUGGAGGAAUAACGUGCCUGAGGAUGGGCAUAUCAACAUUGCCAGCCUCGGAGACGUCGAGCAUAAGGUUCAGUUUGAUUUCGAAAAUCUGGAUAAUGCGAAAUCCAACCUGACAAUGGUUCCUCCUAUUUUAUUUCACCCCAUGGAGUUGGCAAAGUUGGAGGAAUAUCCAGUCGAUUCGAGCGAGGCACGAGAAUUUUUCGACAUUGAUCAGAGCCAAAAUCGCUUCUGGGAAAUAGGGUCUUUAGACCGCGUAGAACAAAUUUCUAGUCUCAUCGAGGAUCGUGCCACAUGUGAGGCACAGGCUGAACAAGGCCUUCAGAUUGUCGAAGCCCCAGAUAGUACUUUUUGGUUGGAAGCCCUUCUUUCAUGGCCCUACGGCAAGAAGAAUUGGUGGGAUGUCGAGUGCGUAAGGGAGCCAUCCCCCGACAAUAAAGGAAAGGUUUAUCCACAUAUAGCCUUCCAUCUUAUCGAUGACAAGAUGGCCCGGGAAGACACCAUUCAAUAUUCCGAGUUUAGCGCUAUAGUUAUAGCCAUGAGAGGCCGUGCGAAUCAGCGGAAGGUGGAUUCAGCACUCGAAAGAGAGAAACUUGACGAAAAUGACGGCGAAGGUAAGGAAGAGUACCCAUAUCUCUUCAGUGAUGAGGAAUAUUUCCCGCUUUACAGCUUUGAAAGGAAGAACGAGGCACCUGUGGACUUGUUUGCUCGUCUGUUCUUAAGCAAGCCUUUGGAGCCGCAGAAUAUUCUGGGGUGGGGAGCGACAUUGAUGAUUGAUCUCUGA